This is a messenger RNA of Schistosoma haematobium, 2854 nucleotides long. RefSeq names its product Elongator subunit elp4 (gene ELP4). Lineage: Eukaryota; Metazoa; Platyhelminthes; Trematoda; Strigeidida; Schistosomatidae. Bases 115 to 1134 code for a protein of 339 amino acids. Gene Ontology annotation, biological process: tRNA wobble uridine modification. The transcript is spliced from 10 exons. The record is from RefSeq and is a predicted model, not a curated record. Gene Ontology annotation, cellular component: transcription elongation factor complex; cytoplasm; elongator holoenzyme complex.
CCGCGCGGUUGUUGGCGUCCCUAAGAGAUUGUGGUGGUAUGUGUCGUGGUUGGAAAAUCAUUGUAAAAGCGGAAUUGUGACUCUUAGUGAGUAUUGGUUACACGUUCCUGUGACAUGAAUGGUGUGAAACGUUCAUUUAAGCUAUCCACAUUCUUAAUUUCUACUGGGAUUCCUUCAUUUGACGAAUUACUUGGUGGUGGUGUGACCUCAGGAAGUAUAGUUCUUAUCGAGCCAGAUUUUCACCAAACAUAUGCAAAACUGCUCUUAAAUUUGUUCGUAGCAGAAGGUAUAUUAUCGGGUCAUAGUAUAUUCUAUGGUGCAACGGAAACAUUUGACAAUUUACUAUGUAAAUUACCAGAUCAUAUGACUUCUACAAAUGAGAUCGAAGAAGAAAUUUCAGAUCUUAAAAUCGCUUGGCGUUAUCAAAAUGUCCCAAACACCAAGAAUGUAAAUUCAUCUGUAUCGAGUUUAGGGCAUCAUUUCAAUAUAACCAUACCCAUGAAUGCAACUGCUCGAAUAUCUGAGAAAAAUGUGUCAACUUGUUAUUUUCAACCGGAUAGUAAAAAAACAUUGCAUACCAAUCUCUUCAGUUUAAUUCAAAAAUUAAUUAUUUUUCGAUUAAACACAAAAGUGUCUUCAGGUAUACAACGGAUAGUGAUAAACUCAUGCGGCUCUCCUAUGUGGGGUUAUUGCAAAGAUACUCAACAGUUCUACAGGAAUAUGCUUAAUUUCUUUGCUACAUUACGCCUGCUAAUUCAAAACAGUCACUGUACAGUUUUCGUCACGUUACCUACAAUGAAGCUACCGCCUGGUCUAUUGACUCGUCUAUCUCAUUACUGUGAUUAUAUGUUUCGAGUACAAGGUCUGCGUGACCAGAUACAGGCGAAUCCAGUGUAUUCAGAAUAUGAUGGUCUACUCACAGUUCUUCAUAUUCCUUGGUUAAUCAGUGGGAAUACACUUGAACCGGCUUUCAGAUCAUCUACACUUGAAUGGUGUUUCAAGAUAAAACGACAUCAGCUAGUUGUGCAGCAUUUUCACUUACCACCUUCUCUAUCCGAUACAGUAAAUAGAUCCAAUGCACCGGAAGCAGUCUUCACAUGUUCCAAAUUGCACGAAAAUCAGUUAGAAUUUUGAAUUCGCCUACUACUAUUGAAGACAAAGGAGAAAAAAUAAGCAUACUUAUUUAUUUGUACACUUUAUUGAAAUAAAUUCUCAUAUUAAGUCGAUUAUUUUUUCUAAUUGUGGUGUCGUUACUUCACUUACUUGUAGACUGUUGUAAAUAUACAUGUGUGUUUACUAUGACUGAAUACUAAUUGAUAAUAUCGUGUUAUUUCUAGUCCAUUUUACUGCUCAUUUUCCACCGAUCACGUGACUCAACAUCAUGAUACUCCUAAGACUAGGAAAAUAUGACGUUGGUUACCUGUUAUUGUUACUAACUUGUCAAUCACGUACAGAUUCGUAUAAUUAGCUUUUAGUUACAGUCAAAGUGUGGUAGAUAGUGGUACUACCCGGUUGCUCAAACCAAAAAGCUUCGGAGUGAGUUUGAAUCUGCGACUUAGUGACUUAAGGUUGAGUACAUCAACGAUUGAUACAUAUUAGUUGGCUAGAUGACAUUUUGUUUAUUUAUUUCUAUUUAAACUUAUAAACAUUGGUACAAGAAGACACCAAAUAUAUGUGCACCUCACAAAUUAGUUGGUUUGUGUGAGCUGAGAUACUACCCGGUCAUCCAAACCGAAGCAGGUGGUUUUCUUAGGGCACCAAUCCCCAAGAUCACAUUAACACCAAAAUAUUUUGUUUAGUAAAUUGUUCUUUGCAUUAGGACCUCGUCUUCUUUGUCAUUCCGGUAAAGUUUUUUAAAUAAAUAUUUUUACAGGGACAUAGUUUUUAAAUUGAUUGAUACCAGAAUAGCAACCAAUAUACUAUAAUUUGUCUGAUCAAAGUGCAAUGUGGUCACACCAGUCUAAAUGAUUGUAUAUCGUGUACAGGUUGUUAAAAAAAACAGUCUACAUGAAAGGGUGCAUUAUAAGCGGUGGUUAACAAAUUUGACUUCCCACCUCACCUAGUUAAGUUUGUAGAACCCGAUAGCAUCAUCACUCCUCAAAUUAAGAAACAUGUAGCUUAAAGUCAAGUAAAUAAAUCUUUACCUAAUAAAUUAAAAGCAUAUUAACAAUCAAAAUAGGGAAAUAUCUUUAUACGGUUACAAUUCAAAGAAUAUUACUCGAUCCAUUUAUUUCAAUUUAAACAACUCAAUUGCAAUCAAGUACACGAAUGUGUAUGCAAUAACUGCUGUCAUAUUAGAUUCCUUCCAUUUUAUUCAAUAAUGAUAAUCAAUGUAUUACUUAAACAUUGAUAAUAAAUAUAUUUUUGUGAUAUUCCAAUGAAUGGGAAAUUGUAUUUCUGAUGUUUGGGAACUUCAUUGUUGCUAAUACAAUUUCCUACUCAUUAGAAUAUAACAUAAAAUAUGUUAUUAACCUUCUACUCAAUGCUCAAUUUACUUGAAGCUACUAAGUUUAACCUUGGCAUUGAUACCUACAAACAUGAGAAUUAAGUUGUAGAAAGACUAUAUUAGGUGUUAAUCUUGGAUGUUGUUAAGACCGUUAUCAGCUAUAAUUCAGAAAUCAUAUCUUAAUCCUAGUUCCUAGCUUGAUAAAUCAUUCAUUUUCUUUUAAAGAGUUUUCUAAUUAGCCGUAACGAUUAUCACUUGAAAGUCAUUCAGACUGUAUACUUAAGAUUUACCCAAUAUUAGUGAUUUUAUAUUUAACUAUUGUUUAUAAAUGAUAUACUUUUCUAUUUGCUUGUGUUCUUAUUUUGUCUAAUAGUUAUUUCUGGAGAUUGUUGCUAAUGGUUACCACAC